Phycodurus eques (leafy seadragon) is the source of this 7454-nucleotide messenger RNA. It is a transcript of the gene rims3, whose product is annotated as regulating synaptic membrane exocytosis 3. Gene Ontology annotation, biological process: positive regulation of synaptic transmission; calcium ion-regulated exocytosis of neurotransmitter; regulation of membrane potential. Gene Ontology annotation, molecular function: small GTPase binding; transmembrane transporter binding. NCBI's taxonomy places the organism in Eukaryota, Metazoa, Chordata, Actinopteri, Syngnathiformes, Syngnathidae. Gene Ontology annotation, cellular component: presynaptic membrane; cytoskeleton of presynaptic active zone. The transcript is spliced from 7 exons. The coding region runs from base 296 to 1270 and encodes 324 amino acids. The record is from RefSeq and is a predicted model, not a curated record.
UCAACCGCACCUUGGAUUGCAGCUCCAACAUUCGCAAAGCAAGCACGCUGCAGACUGGAGACGCCGCGCAAAGCGUUCCCCCCUCCCUUUAAAAAAACAACAACAACCAAACAAACAGAAAAAAAAACAUCGCCGAACCGCCAACAUUGCAACAGAACGAUGACACUGAUCCACGAGGGGCACAAGCACAACAUCAUUUGACAACCUGCGACCUGCACAGCUCCUCUUCUUCUCCGCUCCUUGUGCCUCACGUCAACGUUCCUGCCCCCCACCGGUCCUCUCGGCCAGCGGGACCAUGAUGCUGAGCAGCUCCGUGGAGGUGCCCAGCCCGGCCGGGCUGAGCAGCCUCAGCGGGCUGAGCGAAGCGGCUCGAAACGUGGUGCGCUCCUCAAGCAUCUCGGGGGCCAUGUACAACUUGGAGAAGAGUCCCGGAGGCGGGGGUCCCGAGUCGGCGUCGCUGGCCGGCAACAAGAAGCGGCGCUCCAGUCUGGGAGCCAAGAUGGUGGCUAUUGUGGGCUUGUCGCAGUGGAGCAAGAGCACGCAGCAGCUCAACCAGCACGACGGUGGGACCAAGAAGCUUCGCAGCACAAUCCGACGGAGCACGGAGACCGGGAUCGCCGUGGAGAUGAGGAACCGGGUGACGCGGCAGGGCAGCAAGGACUCCACCGACGGCAGCACCAACUCGAACAGCUCCGACGGAACGUUCAUCUUCCCUACCACACGCCUCGGGCCCGAGAGCCAGUUCAGCGACUUCCUGGACGGAUUAGGCCCAGCUCAGAUCGUAGGGCGACAAACAUUAGCGACGCCUCCUAUGGGGGACGUCCAUGUUGGUAUGGUGGACAGAGGAGGCCAGCUGGAGGUGGAGGUCAACCAGGCCAGAGGCUUGAUCCCCAAACCGGGCUCCAAGAAUAUUCCAGCAACCUACGUGAAGCUGUACGUCCUCGAGAACGGAAUGUGCUUGGCCAAGAAGAAAACCAAAGUCGUGAAGAAGAAUCUCGACCCGAGCUACCAGCAGCCUCUGUUGUUUGAUGAGAGUCCUCAGGGAAAAGUCCUCCAGGUAAUUGUGUGGGGGGAUUAUGGGCGUAUGGACCACAAGUGCUUCAUGGGAAUGGCCCAGAUCCUGUUGGAGGAUUUGGACCUCUCGGCGACAGUCGGCGGCUGGUACAAGCUGUUCCCUACCUCCUCUCUGGCAGACCCCAGCAUCGGACCCCUCACCCGACGCCUCUCGCAGUCCUCCCUGGAGAGCGCCACCAGCCCCUCGUGCACCUAAGGCUGAGUCAUGCAGACCCCCGUACUGUACAUACCACUCAAGACUAUAUCCUGAAACGCAAGAGCCGACAUACAGUACAUCCCACUUGUUUGUACGCUCACCCAGCCAUAUUUGUUAUUUUUUUUUUUUAGUCAGGAAAAACUCAUCAAUUCACCAGUUUAGCAGAAAACGUAGCAUUUUUCCUCCUCCAUAUUCCAACAUUCCCAUCCAUGACACGUUUGGUUCACAGAGUGCCAUAACCUGCAUUCCGAGGUUCCACAAUGCCAUCGCAGGGCCAUAUAGCUGACACUUUCUAACCUCUAUGCCAAACUUGAGGAAAAUAACAGAACAAAACAUUCUUUUUUAAAAACCAAAGCAAUUGUUAUUGUUGUAGUCGUAGAUGAAGUAGUAGAACAAGAUAAAGUAUGGAUAUGUAGCAGAGCCAAUGACUUAGAAGUUACAUUCUGCGGGCCAAACGCAUAACAGGUGCAGAUUAUUCACAUAAAGGAACGUAUGUGAGGUAGCAACACUGCUAUUGUACAGGGCAGGGCUGAGUUUAUACAUAGAUAUGCAUAUACACAUAUAUAGUUCAACAUUUAUUUGUGUUCUCGUAUGUAUCUGCCGCACUCUGCAUGCUUGCUUGCAACCUUUGUAAAGACCUUUUGAAAGUGCUCCAAACUUUACAGUUAACUUUAGAGCAAGGAAAGCGGGGGUAACGGAGGGAGCUAUUAUUGAAGACCGUGUUUCCCAACCUCUGAUGAACAAAGAUACAUUAUUUGUGGUAAAUAGUUUUUUUUUUUUUUUUUUUUUAGGGCCAAUUAAGUAAAAUUGGACAGCACAAUGGUUGGGAAUCACUAAUUGAGGAGCUGGUGGAUAAAAUAUGAUGAUGAUGGUAGUGAUACAAGAUCCUGCCUUGAUUUUUCAACCACAGGGCACUGAGCAUUCUGGGAAAUCUGAACAGCUUUAUUGCAGGGUUGUUGUUUUUUUUCUGGGCUCCCCAAGCAGGAUGCAUCACUUUUUUUCUUUUGUGUACCAACAUUUGGUGUUUUGAGAGGCUUUUCUUGAAAUAUGAUCGAAAAGGAAAUAUGACGGUGACCAUCCGCCGUGGUGGUCUGACACCAUGUGACACCGGCAACAUUUUAUUUUUUACGCUGGUGUUGCACUACGUUAUUUUCCAGACAGCACUUUAUUGUGAAACCACACAGUCAAACAAUUAUCGCUGUUUUUCAUGUAAUGUCGUGAUUAUUUUGAAUUGAAUGCCAGCAUGGAAAUGUAACAGCAUGUUUGUUUCUUUCUUUAUUGAUUUUUGUGUUUUUUUUGUUAGUUUUUUUGGGCUACAUUGACUUGUUUAAAAUUAGUUUUCUCACUUCUACAAGAACAAAAGAAACAGAUCAGUUUUACUCGUAGCACUUUCUGUCAUUAAUCUGACUCUUGCAUCUCAGUAAGAUAAAAUGAAUUCAGCAUAACAAGUUGUAUCAGAAAGUUCGAUGUACUUAAGCUCAAGCGAGUAAUUGGCAUUUAAUGUUUUUUGUUUUGUUUUGUUUUUUUUUCUCCCAAAGGUACAUUCCGUUUAUCAGCACUUAAACAGAGCUCACAUUUGUACUUUUGUCCUCAAAGCACUCACGAAUUUCACAGUUCCGUUUUGGAUUUGAAAACUAUGUACUGUAUGUUCCAAUCUUCUUGACAUGAUCUAUGAUAUUGUAGGGUAUUCUAUAUAGUAUAAAAAUCUUAUCAUUUGUGUCUUUUUGUGGACAACUGGCAUGAUGAUGUAAAAUGAGUACAAAUACUGUAUUUGCACACAAUCUCUUCAGUGCACUUUUUUUUUUUUCGUGAUUCCUUGAAAAUCGUCUUUGUCAGAGGAGGAAUCCAGUCUUGUCAAAGAACCCCUGAAGACAAAAACCACCUUGUAUAACUUCCAUGUUCAGUGCUGAAUGUUUAACUCCUUGGCAAAAAUCAGAAAAGAAUAUUUGCGAUGUAAAUUCCAAUGUUUUGGAGCUUGUAUGGAAAUGUUUGUUAACUUUUUGCUGUAGUGUAUAGUGGUUCUGAAAGCAGAACGGUAUCCUUGAAGAAAUGUUCUUUCUUAAUGCGCAUCCAAAUCCUUUGAAUUCCGCAACCAAAAGCAAAGGGAAAUAUUGCCUUUCUUUAACGUCAAGUGUGAGUAUGCACAUUUAUGGCAUUGCGUUAUGAGUGUGAGGGACUGUAAGAAUGAGGACGUUCAAAAUCUGUAAGUAAUUGUUCAAAAAAUAUAUAUAUACUGUAUAUUGUGCUUUAAAUGAUGCAGGGUUUGGGAUAUGAACACUAUACUUUAAGUCCCUGUAAAGUGAAAAAUAAAAUAUGUCUUCUGAAGACUGUUGUUAACAAACCUGCCAAAUUUGAAUACAAAAAAAAAAACAUGAAAAAAAAAAUGCAAAGUAUAUAAAAUAAGGCUUCAAAAUUGUGAAAAAUCAAAGCCGUUCUCUUGGCUCUCGAACACUGCGGGCAUUUCCGCUGAAUGCGCUGAAACCACAACCUGGAAAAAUGGAUGCUAACAUAUUUCUUAUGUCUACACAUAACUUCAUAUUUGAGCCGCAAAAAUAUAUCUGCUUAAAGCCUCUAGUGGCUGGAAUAAUUCCCAUUCGCCGUGACAAUGAGGUGCUCUAAAGCGGCCACGCCUAGCCCGAAGCCCCGGUCCACACGCUGUCUGUCAUGUAGGACAAUUAUUUUUUUUUCAUCAUGACGUGCGCACACUCACAGCCAACAACAAGGAACUCUAAAGUGCUUCAUGUGGCCCCAUUUUAACCGUGGCGAAAGAAAAAAAAAAUCAUGAAAUCUAAAAUGGUGAAAAACAGUUUAACCUUGUAUCCCCACAAGGCUUUGCACAUUUUCAGCAAUUAUCUUCAAACAUGUUUAAUGUGUUUAGAAACAUCGUAAAGAAUUCACUUUACAGGGUCUUUAAUCUUCACGCAAUUGUAUCAUGUUUCUUGCCGUUUCCCCACUUUAAAGUGGCUUUUAGAGAACAAAGUUUUAUGAUUUAUGAAGAUAAAAGUAGAUGUGAAAGCUUCCCAAGCAGCAGGGUUGACGGUGACAGAGUUGGUUCAGGUUCUGGUGACGUUUUGAAUGUGAAGGUACUGAAACGGGUCAAUUGGAGACAUGCUGGGAGUAUUAUUCUUAUUUUUUUUCUGGGGGGCAUGUCAAGCUUUCCAGACUGGACACGGAGAUUGAUGGUUGAGCCGAUGCAGACGAUGAGAUUUGAAUAUCCACGUCCGGCGUUCUUCAACCCGAUUUGACUUAUUUAUGUGCAAAAAAAAAAAAAAAAAAGAAAGAAAAAAAUGACAAAAUUGUCAAUCAACCUGUUGAAAAUUUUAUUUUUAUAAUUAGAGAGGAACUAUAGAGAGGAGGGAGUGUGUGCGGGCGAAGCUGCCUUGUGAUGAUGAGGGCUUGUUCAGUUUACAAUGGCCUUAUUGUUCUCAUUAUUAUUAUUAUUAUUAUUAUUGUAUUGUGGAGAUUCAUGCUUCACUAUUGUAUUAUUAUUAUUAUUGUAUUGUGGAGAUUCAUGCUUCACUAUUGUACUACACGUUUGAAAGUUUGGACAAUUGUAUUCUGCUUGAAAUAUUGAUACCGGAGUUCUACAUACAGUAUAUAUGGAAUAUGUGUGUGUAUAGUUUUCUGAAUGUAUUUCUUAACCCUAACACCUAAUUUUUUCCUGUCAUUUACUUUGCGGUAAUGUCUCUCCCUUACAUGGGACUACUUGUACUCUAAUGUAUUGUUUGUAUAUUCCCCUGAAAGAAAGCGGCUCAGUGGUUGAAAGAAGCAUGCACAAUGCUUUUUGAUUUAUUGACAUUGCAGUGAAGGUAUUACUGCCUUCUUGCACCAGUUAAUUUCUCAACCACAAUGAUGAAAUUGGUUUGACUUGUGGUAUACUUUAUCGCAUGGUUAUACUGAUUUUUCUUGAUGGUGUGGAGUUAUUAUUAUUAAUAAGCUAGGAUGCGGUUGAAGCCACUAAGAAAUGAAAGAUUUUGAAGGAAUGCAAAGUAUACUCUUUUUGGGGAAAAUUAUUUGUAUUUAAUUUUAAACAGGGUUGCAAAUGGGAUAGAAAUGUUGAAUUUUUUUCUGGAAACUUUCUAUGGGAAGUUUAGCUGAGGAAUUUUGGAAAUUCAUUUACUUUUAUAUUUCGUACAAUUAAUUUAAUGUAAUUUGCAUUCUUUUUUAUUCUGUUGUUUAUUUUUAAUUAGAAUGAACGUGAAUUUAACUUAUACUGUAGGUAAUCUUUACACCUACAGUAUAUUGUACAUACACUAUACAAAAUUCAAAUUUUGAAUAUGUAGCAUGCAUGCAAAUUAGUUUUAUAAAAUAUAACUGCUUUUAUUUGUGAAAAGUAUUUUAAUCAAGAACCAAAAAAUAUGACAGCCCCCAAACCUAAAUUGUACUUAAGACGAUUAAAAAAAAAAAAAAAAUCUAACUAACCAGUGAAUUGCAAUUUUCCAGUUUGUGUAAAUUCCUGCUAAUUCCCAUGGAAAGUUGCACAUUCUCAGUAUCAUGCAACCCUAAAGUACAAGUAGCACUGGCUCUGCCAAUUUUCUUUAGGCAAUAAACAUUGACUGUAAAAUCUAAGUUGCUCACAUUUACACGUUUUGAGGCUUUGCAGCUAACAAAAAGGACUUCUAAUCUACGCAAUGCAUCGGACUAACCAUAAACUUGUAGCUAUUUCGACAUAGCACCCCCAUGAGCAGCCUUUUUAAACUACUUUGUGUGUGUUUUUUUUUUUUUUUUUCCCCUUGAGGUCUUUUUAUUGUAGCAAAGUGACACAAACAUCCUAUACUUUGGAUCUUGUACGUAUAUGUUUGGUUUAUGUCAUUUAAUAUGUCAACGUCUCCAUCAUGGAAAGCCAUUUGAGCAUUUAUUCCAUAUGAUUGACAUUCAGAUCAAGUUCCAUGUACUGUACUAGUAUAUAUACUAGUCCUCACUAGUAGGACAAUUCAGUGCACUGUUAAAAAGUUACUCGUAACAUUUCUUUCCAUGGAGCUUAAGGUCCACAUACUAGUUUGCCCUUUUUACUACUAGCUGGACAACUUUGGCAAACUAGGACAACUACAUGUUACCAGUGAGGCAAAACUGUGCUACUCGCGCUACACGUGAUAUAAAAAUCUACUAGUUCACAUCUAGUGCAGUGCUACUCAAACUUUUUGCCAUCUGAAAAAAUACCAAUGUCUUCAAAUACCAAGAUCACGAUAUAGGUGCAUAGUAGGCCUAAGUGUUCAUCGAAAAAGUAUAUUUAAUAUAAUUUUAGGCCACUGUAACAUUAUGCACAGUUUGAACAUUAACACUGUGGUUAAAUAUGGGGCAUUAUACAACAUAAAUAAUGAUUUAAUAAAAAUGUACUGCCCAUAAGUUACAUAAAAAAUGGACUGAAAUAAAUACUUGAAAACAAACAGCUCUAACAGAUAAAAUGCAAAUGUAUUGUAGGCUACUUCAAAGUUAAAUACAACUGAACUGUGCUUAACAAAUGUACUGUAAUGGAUUAACUUAGUGCGCCCUAGUCACUAGUGCACUGAACUGUGCCACGAGUUUGGACAAACGGCGUAGUAGUACCUGGACCUUAAGCUGGAUACCAAAUUGUCAAACGGUUUCCCGAGCAGCCAUGUUGUCAGACUAUAUUGACGGCCCCUCUAAAUGACCCCACACCAUUCAUAUCCCAAGCCAGCAAAGCACAAAUGUUCCUGAAUGCAACACGACAAGGACAAAACAACUUGAGAUGGCACUCACGGGAAACACGGUGAUGCUCACAAACACCCACGCACACAGCUGAUGAAUACCUCGGCGUCACUACACCAACGUUCAUCCGCAUUGCUGGUGCCGGUCGUCUUGUCUAACUGGCCUUAACCUUUCCACUGAGGUGUUUGCAAAAGGGCAACGUGUCGCAGAGCGUCUUUGUGACGGGAGGAUGCAUUUUAUGGCCAACAUAGAGAUAGGGGGGAGGUGGUGGUGGGGGGGGGACUGUAAUUUUCUACCUGUGCUUUGUAAAUGUUUUCUAUGUGCAGUAUUUGAUAAUGUAAAACUGGUAUUUUUGUGGUUUGUAAGCUGCAAAAUUGAUUACUUAAAGUGCAUGUAGUUUUUUAAGAAAAUUAAACUGAGGGUUACAACAACAACAACAAAAUCCAAACAUUUUGUUUUCAGAAGCCUGUAUUUGCAUGUAUUUGACCGAGCAAAGUCAAUAAAGUUCAUUUGA